AUGCACUGGUUUCCAAUCGAAGAGAAGAGUCCCGGGAUAAACUUGGAUUUGAAGAUGGUCAAUCGAGUCUUAGUAAGUUUUUUGACAAUGCAUGAAAUAAAGUGCGGACCAGAAGCUUUCGGUUCAUAUAGCACUUCUAGUUCGCUCACAGGCUGUUUACAUUUGCAGUUCGUAGCUUCUCCAGUGUAGGGCGAACGUACCGUGCUUCCUUCGUAAGGACGGACUUGAAGAACUGAAAUAAUCUUUACUUCCUCUGGUAUUUGCAGUUUCGAGGCCGUUUUCAGCCUUUUAGCUAAAAUAACUAUCGGUUUAUUUCAGUAAGGGCGAAACUAGCCGCGUUGACUUUUCGUCCACUCGUAGCGAUGGAAGCAGAAACUACUUAAACUGGCGUCCGUGAGAACCUUUUAGGGGGAUUUAUGUCAUGGUGGUUUCUACACAGUAGUCUUGACAUUGAUGACGGAGGCGACAUCGUCGUUUCUGUCUGUGUGGACCGUUCCUGAUUUCCCGCGUUUGUUUGGGAACCUGUGUGCCGAUCAGUUAGCGCUGUUAGAACUGGAGGCUUUUCUCGUCAACUGCGCUGUUUUUCAGUUACGCUUUUUCCUCUGUUGAAUCCUUAGUUUUUGCUGGGUUGCAGCCAGUCAUUCGCGGCGUACUUACUCGUACUUGGUACGGAUGCGAGCGUGCCUGAUCUCGCGGCGUCAGGACGUCCUCAAGCUGGACAACAGCUGAGGGAAUGGGGAGGGCGAGUAGCCAAACCCCCUCAAUAGCGUGACCCAGUCAUCCUCGCUCCCGUUUUCAGCACCACGUAUUGCCCGGCAGUUUAGUACUGCGCUGACUCCGUGCAGGGGAAAUGUCGAAGUCGUAAUAGUAAAACAGUGCGUUACGUAGCCGGUUGAAGUACUCGAAAUUCCAUACAGCAUCGACUCAUUGCGGUCAUCAUGCGCAUUAUGUUUGCAAAUCCCCUACUGCCAUUUGUUUUGUUUUCAAAUCUCUAUAUUAACCACUUUUCUUGUCAUCAGGUGUGAUAGCAGGUGUAGACUGCACUUCAAAGUUGUUUUAGCUUGGCGAUAAUUAUGAUGGACACCACUCUUUUAUCUUUCCAGCCAUUAACACCCGAUGUCAUUGACAUGCCGGGUCCCAUGGUCGUAUUUGCGACCCCAGGCAUGCUGCACGCGGGACAGUCUUUACAUAUUUUUCGCAAGUGGGCUCCGGAUGCAAACAACAUGGUCAUAAUUCCAGGGUACUGCGUGGCCGGGACGGUCGGCUACAAGGUAAAAAACGGUGCUUACUAAAUACUACUAAGUAAGCAGUUUUAAAACAGCCAAUGAUUACAGUUUAUGAGAGGCUGUUCAACCGUUUUUUUAUCUCUCAUCCUCAUACGUAGGACUUCCAUGAGAGAUUCGGCUCAUAGGUUAAUCCCCAGCCUUACCUGUCGGAUUUUUUAACCUGCCAUGUAAUUAUUUCGCUGCUGGAAGAACUUUAAUUCAUCACAGAAUAUACUCCACUGAGGUUUGCACACAGGAGGCUUUCCUACACAGGUUUGAAAAGGCCUUUAGAAGCCAGUCUUUGGCAGAUUGCUGACUUCGAGUCAUAAUACGUUGCAAGUUUCAGGCCAAUGAUCUUUUCGGAUAGCUCAACGUCCAUUCCUUUACUGCCAUCCAGAUUCUAAACGGGGCCAGGCGUUUAGAAUUCGACAAGCAGACGCUGGAAGUUCGUAUGCGCGUUGAAUACUUAUCUUUCUCCGCACACGCCGACGCCAGGGGCAUAAUGCAACUGAUUUCACAGUGCCGCCCUGGCCAUGUUCUUCUGGUCCAUGGCGAAGCUAGUAAGAUGGAGUUUCUCAAGAGCCGUAUCGAGUCCGAAACCAAAUUGCCCUGCUCGAUGCCUGCCAAUGGCGAGAUAGCAAUUGUUCCCACGCGACCUCAGUUUAACAUCCGAGCACCUACAGAUAUGCUGAAAAAGGUUUUGGGUAAGUUUUAACUGUAAUAUUCGUUUUCUUGCUCAGUGGUUGCAAUCUUAUGUUUACUGUCGACUGAAGCUAAAAAACUCCGUGGGCUAUGUUCCAUAUGUGGUCUGAGAAAUCUGGUUUCCACUACUUAACUGCAAGUUUGCUCGAUAAUUUUACGCGAAACUCUAUCUGCUAUCUAAACCUACCUGGCCUACAUGGUUUGCCCUAGUCAGAAAGAUGUAGCUGUAUUUAUCCUACCUUAGUAGAAAACCACGUGCUGUGGUGAACAUAAACCUCUACCUCUACUUUAAUUGCCCUCCUAGUUCCCAUGUGAUUGUGUAACGUUUCUCAGGAACCUGUAUUUACAAUUGAAUAGUCUUCCUUUUGCCUGACGCCAGACUUUCCCUAGUUUGCGGGUCCACCGGUUCGUGUGACAGUGUAACUACGUCCUCUUCGCAGCCACCGCACUUCGUGCUCAAGUUUGUCAUACUUUGUCUAUGACUAGUCCGAAGCCUGACGCCUUUUCUUUUCUUUUAGAGGAACAGUCUACCCUGAAGCGGUUGAGCAAACAAUCAACGCCGUUCCAUGGAGGUAUACUGUUGAAACCGGAUGUACGUACCCAUCACACAUCCAUUUUAGUUUGAUUUUAAUUAGUCAUUUUUUUCCACCACUUGUAACAAUGUGCAGGCACCCAUAUGUUUAUUGUAAAUUUGUCUAUUCGAAUUAGAAAGUUUUAGUUCUCGUUAAUCCCAGGGGCUAUUUAUUUUCUUCAUUUUAAGUCGGAACCCCUCCUCCUUGACCGAAAAUCCGCGUUGGAGUCGGUGGGAUUGCGUCAGCAUUCAAUGAUUUUCACUUCCAGCCAUGCCUUUACAACACACGAGUCGGUUCCCAGUCUACUAAAGCGGGCUUCUAACAUCUGUACCUCGUAAGUUGCCUGUUACUCCACAGCCUACGCCUUGGACCUCUGCCCACCCCAGAAGUUCGUGCGUGACUGCGUCUGACAUUAUUGGUGUUUCUGUCUGUCCCUCGCUAAAUGGACUCUGCCGUCUCCCCUCUUAGGUACAUACCCAAGGAGAAACUUGAACUGGGCACCGAUGAGGUGGUUCUUCUAAACCGUCUCAUUGUCCAAUUCAUGCCCUGUCUCCUGCCUCCGCUCAAUGGCGAUGCAGGCUCUACAAAACAGGAGAUCCUUUUGACUGUCACUUAUUCUGUCCAGGUACGUUCGGGGUCAAUCCUCCCUCAUUCUUGUCCCUCACUCUUACUGUUCCCUCGCAUUUGGGACGGCAUUUUGACUCCAUGCCUCAAGUAAUAGAAUACUUGUCCACCAAGAUUCCAUCCAGGAGGCGGAAGCGAACUAUCCAACCAAGGAGGGACGAGUAAGAAGGGACUGCCUUUAGUAUUGACAACUUUCUUGGUUUGACCAGAUUUUCUGGAAUAGCACUACGAAUUGCCCCCUCGUCCCCUUCACAAUCGUCGUCAUUCUCAGUCUACGCGCCUGGCCUAGGACACGAUGAACCGGCUUCCGCUCAGUCCGGCGUUCACCACUCUGCAAGAUGCAUAGGCUGGGAGGGACACCAGUGUUGGAGCCAGGGAGAGGACCGAUAGACCGAAAGGUAGAGUAGCAUACCAAUAACCGAAGUAGCGCUGGAUCGCUAUUUUCCACGAUCAAACUGAUAGCUCCCCACCAUCUGGCCAAACUAUGGUCUUUUUUCUGUGAUAGUUGACUCAUCGAUUUCGGCGGUUUCUGUAGCACUGCUAUGCACAAUGUUCGUCCCGACGCACAAAGUGAAUUGCGUCGCGAAAUCUGUAAGACGAAUGAGUAUGAACGGCGACAUUUGAGGAUUCAGCGAGACGCCGUAAUUCAUCGAGCUUCAGCUUCGCCAUCGUGUCAGGUGUCUCUGCAGUUGUACCUCCCGCUCUGGAGCGCAUUUAAACUGGACGGGUUCGAUAGUUAGGCAGCAUGUUUCUCCCUUUGGCAAUGACGCUAUUGGCAUGCCUCGGCUAUCUCGGGUUUUACAGUAGGUUGUUUUCUGGUUUGAUCCAAUCCACAAGAUCCCAGUCAUCCUACUGGCAUCAAUGCUGACCGGAAAACCAUUAUGCUGGAAUUCUUUAGGUCGUGCCGUGCUCUGAGCGAGGCCCUCGACGAACCCAUCCGAAGCUCAGGUCACUUCGAAGACGAUCAGUCGUAGCACUAUCAGAUAGUCGAUCGUUUCACCAAAUUUCAAACCUUUGCCUACACGGUUGCUGCGGCUUGAUACCCUAAAGGUACUUUUGAGAGUUCACUUCAGCUCAUGCCAGUUAUUUUCGACUGCGGACUCAUCGCUGGUUGCUGUCUUUGGCGUCAGUGCAGCUAAGUGCAUUUACGCUUUUAAAUACUUAACCCACUUUCCUUAUUUUCUGGCAUUUAACACACCACCCAGAUGCCCCACCCGUAAAACCCCUGUUGCCAUCAUUCCCGUAAGACAGGCGGCUGUGGCCAGUUGGUGAUACUUGGGGGCCUUUACUAGAUCCUUACCACGAAGUGGUUGGGGACAGCUAGAAGGAAGCCCGCUCUAAUGACAAUAACCUGUAAGUUAUAAGCGUUGCGCUCUCUCGACAUCACCUCUGAUCUGUAGCCCUGCCCUUACAAGAGCAUGGUCAGAGCCCUUCUCCCGGUUCGCGUGAAUACCAUGUUUCGCGUGUAAAUUUCGCACGGAGAUAGCCCCGUUUGUUUCGACGAAUAUGCAACCAAUUUUAUUUUGAGGAUUGCAGUAUCCCUGUUUAAAGAGACCGUAUUUCUCCCGGCACAUAGGAAACAGGUGCAGUAUACGCCGAAAAUCACGAAAUGACGACCGAAACCCUUAACUUUACUUACAUAAGCUUACCAAUUUACCAAUUUACUUCAAAUACAGCGGCAUACUGUAUUUGAUAUAAAACCUAUCCGAUAACCUGCGUUGAUUUCACUGUCGAUCGUGCCCGGACUGAAGAGGGGAAUAACGUUGAAUUACACCGUCUCGACUGGCUCAGGAGUAUAUCGAGGGGCUUGAAAAUGGAUGUCCAAGAAACUACAGCUCAUAGUAGUAUGUUUGCAACAAGACUUGUGGUAAAACGGGCACCUGACUUGUGAAUCUUUGGAACAUCGGCUAUCAUCACUGUAAUUGUCUCGACGUCGUCCGACUCCACCUCCGGCCGUCCCGACAUAGUCUGUCCAUCAGGCCCAGGAGGGUGAGGGAGGAGGGAUUGCAGUAGAUGCUGCACAAGUCUGCUACCACUAUAAACUAAUUUACGCCCAAGUCACCGUCCCCGCACCCACAUACUGUGGGACACGGUGAACAUCGUCGAUUGCAACGGUCUAACUGAAACGUCUUGAGACGUCCCGAUGCUUAUGUCGUUGGCACACAGCGCGUUCUUUGGUCCGGCCUCGUGCAAGCGGUUUAAAGUAAUCGGGUCUUUAUCCUUUGCUCUAGUGAAGUACCAACGAAUAACCGUCGUGGAAGGAGGAGGAGCUUGAUAAACAGCUCAGUUCAAACUUAGUCUGUUGACCCGUGGCUCUGCUACAGAAGAGGGACGCCGUUCGGAGAACAGAAAAACUCUGAUAACACCAGGUUUAUAACCAUGGUAAAGGCGCGUUCACCGAUAGGGUUACGGGAAGUACUCGUCCCCAUGUGCUUUGGGACUCGAUGAGUAUUUUUUCGUAAUUCUGAUGAAACUGUUCUUGAAUAUGCAUACGGCUGUGUUCGCGACGAGGUACCUGGCGGAUGAUGAGGUCCACGCAGACAUGGCUUGUGUUCACCUGUUAACCGCACGGGAGAGUUGGAAGUGAUUGCUACAGGUAGUGCGUGAACCCCGCUAUCCAAUGCUUUUCUGUAAUCUCCUAUGGACACUGACAUUGGGCACGCGCCUGCUGACCCAUAUUCAAUUUGGUGGCUUUGGGCUCCAAUUUCUGGAAGGGUUUGCAUGAUUGCGCGAUUGGAAGUGAAUUGGUGCUCAAGCCCUAUGGAAAUUUUGAUCAGCCGACUCUUGUGCAAUGCGAUUUAACGAAAGUUAGCUUGAUAUGCGUACUACCCAACCUGCGGAAGCCUACCUCAAAAUGCUUAAGCCAGUUGUAUGGCCAACGUCAGUACAGUCUGGUGAAGAAUUCGUGAGGAACCCCAAGCAGCGGAGUCCAUGUCAGCACUCCAAGCGAAUUUCUUGUGGAUAGUUGAUUGCGAUGUGGCCAUCAUUACAACAAUUUGGGACAUGUCAAUAGUUUCCACUUGACACUGCCUUUAGGACCGAGACUGUUGGAGGCAAUGAAUCCAGCUUCUGCACCCAACUGAAGGGCUCAUUCCCCUCUGUUCUUCGCUUAAACAUAACACUAUACUUACCACCAAAUCUGCAUUCCAUCCGUGAAAGAGAAGACGCCCUCAUGUGCGCUAGAGUUGCCGCCUUUUAUGAAAGUCCUGUUUUUAACGGUAACUCAUCUCUCAUCGUCCGACAUAAGAACCUUACCUCCUGUUCAUUUCGAAUAAUGGUGGGUUAUUGUCAACCUAAAAAUUCACGAAUACAACUCAGUAUUUCUCGCGAGCUCUUGAUUUCAUUGAAAGGCUCUCGAGGUCAGAAUUAGAGGCAUUUUGUACGCGUACGGAUAGUUUUUCCGAGUUGUAUGCCCAGCUUGUACAAAUAAGCAUAGUUUUACGGAACGAAUUAUUUACUGAACACGGUCCAUUAAGCUGCCCUCCACAUAUGCAGGUAAUGGAAAUCCAGCCGAGAGUCUCCCUAUGUAUUGGGUGGUACGCUCUUCAUGUUUGACAGCGCUCUUCGGCCUGCUUUGAUGUACUUAUCCCGCUUCUCGUUUACUUUUCUCGUAGGAUGAGGAAUUGGGCUCCAAGCUCUUCACCCGGCUUAAAGAAGUUUUCACGAGGACCUGA
Messenger RNA from Spirometra erinaceieuropaei, 6837 nucleotides. NCBI's taxonomy places the organism in Eukaryota, Metazoa, Platyhelminthes, Cestoda, Diphyllobothriidea, Diphyllobothriidae. The record is from the annotation of a GenBank genome assembly.